This is a messenger RNA of Haliotis rufescens (red abalone), 2707 nucleotides long. RefSeq names its product transketolase-like. The record is from RefSeq and is a predicted model, not a curated record. Gene Ontology annotation, molecular function: thiamine pyrophosphate binding; transketolase activity. NCBI's taxonomy places the organism in Eukaryota, Metazoa, Mollusca, Gastropoda, Lepetellida, Haliotidae. The transcript has 13 exons. Bases 106 to 1992 code for a protein of 628 amino acids.
AUAGGGUCGUGGGUUCAUUGCCAAGGCCAUUCAGCGAGCACCGGCGUGGGACGUUCAUUCGAAAAGCUCUGUUAGAGAAGGAAAUAUCUCGUGACAACUGUCAAAAUGAGUGAAUACCACAGACCAGAUGCCAAGAAAAUACAAGCUUUAAAGGACAUCGCCAAUAAACUGAGGAUAAGCAGCAUCCUUGCAACAAAUGAGAGCAAGUCAGGUCACCCGACGUCAUGCUGCUCCAUGGCCGAGAUCAUGUCGGUGUUAUUCUUCAACACCAUGCGCUACACCACUGAGGAGCCACGGAGUGCCUCGGCUGACAGAUUUGUCCUCUCCAAGGGCCACGCUGCUCCUAUACUGUAUGCUGCCUGGGCCGAGGCGGGGCUUUUCCCAGAGGCCGACCUUUUGAACCUCCGCAAACUCAGCUCGGAUCUGGAAGGGCAUCCAACCCCUAGACUGAACUUCAUUGAUGUAGCUACAGGCUCACUAGGUCAAGGUCUGAGCGUGGCAGCAGGCAUGGCGUACACGGCCAAACAUUUCGAUAAAGCUGACAAGCACUACCGGACAUUCUGUCUAAUAGGUGAUGGGGAGAGUGCAGAGGGCUCUAUCUGGGAGGCUAUUGCGUUCGCCAGCCACUACAAGCUCGACAAUCUUGUCUGCAUCUUCGACAUCAACCGACUGGGCCAGAGCGAGCCCACUAGCCUGGGACAUGACACAGAUAUAUACAAGAGGCGCAUGGAAGCUUUCGGAUGGAACACAACCGUUGUUGACGGUCAUGAUGUAGAGGCUCUAAGCAAGGUGUUCUUCAAUGCUGGUACAGUCAAGGGCCAACCAACCUGUAUCAUCGCUAAGACAUUCAAGGGGAAGGGCUGUCCUGGUAUCGAGGACAUGGAAAACUGGCAUGGUAAAGCCCUUGGUGCCAAGGGAGACGAGUGUAUAGAGGCCAUCAAGGCCGUCAUGUCAAACAACGGUCCUUUCGGCCUCAAGCCUUCAGCCCCCACCAUGAUCGUGCCAGAUGUGGACAUCACCAACGUGAAACUUGGCGAGGCACCCAAAUACAAGAAGGACGAACAGAUUGCUACCCGUGUUGCGUAUGGCAGUGCCUUGCUGAAGUUAGGGAAGGCCAACAACAGAGUUGUUGCCCUUGAUGGUGAUAUGAAGAACUCAACAUAUUCCAACAAGUUCCAGGCUGCUUUCCCAGAACGCUUCAUCGAGUGUUUUAUUGCUGAGCAGAACAUGGUUGGUGUCGGAAUUGGCUGUGCAACUCGGGAUCGCACCAUCGUGUUCAUGAGCACCUUCUCCGCCUUCUUCACUCGCGCCUUUGAUCAGAUCAGAAUCGGCGCCAUCUCGCAGACCAAUGCCAACUUUGUAGGAUCUCACGCUGGCGUGUCCAUUGGUGAGGACGGUCCUUCCCAGAUGGCGCUAGAGGACCUUGCGAUGUUCCGUACCAUCCCCGGGUCGACUGUGUUCUACCCCAGUGAUGCAGUGUCAGCCGAGCGAGCCGUGGAGCUUGCUGCCAACACCAAGGGAAUCUGCUUCAUCCGGGUCUCUCGCCCCAACACUCCCAUUCUCUAUGAGUGCAAUGAGAAAUUCCAAAUUGGGAAAGCAAAGAUUGUGCGCCAGAGUGAUAGCGAUGUUGUGACAAUCGUAGCAUCAUGUGUGACACUUGUGGAGGCGUUAAAGGCUGCAGACACUCUCGCAUCCAGUGGCGUGAAUGUCAGGGUCAUCGAUCCCUUCACUAUCAAACCCAUUGACGCUGCCACCAUCAUCAGCAGCGCUAGGAAGACAAAUGGUCGCAUCAUCACUGUGGAGGACCACUAUCCUGAAGGAGGAAUAGGGGAGGCUGUGCAGAGUGCGGUCAGCAUGGAAAAGGACAUCAUCGUGAAACGACUAGCAGUCCAGGAGGUCCCACGCAGCGGUAAACCAGCUGAACUCAUUGAGAAGUAUGGAAUCAGUGCCAACUGUAUCGUCAAGGCUGUCAACCAGAUUAUGUCUCAGUGAGCUCGACAACUGCCACUGUACAGAACAAAGGAAAGAUUCCGUUGUGUUUCCUUUGAAAGGAAACAGGCCACCAUUGUAAACUGCAUUUAGGAAAUCAUUAAGAGGGGGAAAUAUGUUUUGUUAAUGUUUCUGUUAUGAACAGUUGUUUGUGCAUUUGUCAAGUGAUUAUGGAUGAUCUUGAAUAUUCACAUGGGCAUUUCAUUGUGGAUAGUAUGUUGUGUCAGUGUGUUAGCACAAGAAUGAUAUCACUUUGUUGUAUUGUAAGGUCCUUGUUAAGGGAUGUGUUUGUCACAGCUCCAGUGCUUGUUGAUCAACUGUUACAGCGUGUGCAGUUUGCCAUACAUUGUUGAGCCUUGUUUUAGUACAGAGAACAUGAACCAAUGACUACAUACAGUGAGGUGUGAAAUAAAAAUAUAGGGAAAUGUUUAUAGUUUUAUUUUAUAUAUAUAUAGCUUUUUACUGUUGCAAGAAAUUUAAUCAAGACUAACAAAGUAUAUGACUCUUCUGAACUUCUAUUUCUAAUUGAACAUUUACUGUGCUAGUUGCUAACUUUUGUUUUUUACAAGUCUACAUCAGUCUGCUUGCUACCCCUUUAGUAAAUGUCUUUAGUAGGGGAUAGGCCUUGUACACCAGGGGGCACCUGUGAACUUCAGCAUAAUUACAGCCUUGAUAUAUUGCCUUAAGUUUCAUCUUUGAAAUAAAAAUGGAUUAUGAA